CAGGAGGGCGGUUCUGGUUCCGGGUCAGUCCCCGCCUGGGCAGGCUCUCGGGCGGUGGGCGGGGGCGGCGGCCCCGGCCAUGCGGAGCCGGGCCGGGCGGCGGCGGCCGCGCAGGGCCCUGCCUGGGCUGCGGCGGGGCCCCAUGAGCCGCCGGGGGUAGGGCGGGGAGCCCCUUCCCCCCCGCCCCGCCGCCAUGUACACCUUCGUGGUGCGGGACGAGGGCAGCAGCGUGUACACCGAGGUGAGCCGGCUGCUGCUGGCCAGCGGGCAGUGGCGGCGCCUCCGCAGGGACAACCCCCGCUUCAACCUGAUGCUGGGCGAGAGGAACCGGCUUCCCUUCGGCAGGCUGGGCCAUGAACCUGGACUUGUGCAGCUGGUGAAUUACUACAGGGGAGCAGACAAGCUGUGCCGCAAAGCAUCUCUGGUGAAGCUAAUCAAGACAAGCCCUGAGCUAUCAGAGUCCUGCACGUGGUUCCCUGAGUCAUAUGUGAUUUACCCAACAAACUUGAAGACCCCUGUGGCUCCAGCACAGAAUGGAAUUCGCCAUCUCAUCAACAACUCGAGGACAGACGAGCGGGAAGUGUUCCUGGCAGCUUACAACAGGCGGCAGGAAGGCAAAGAAGGCAAUGUGUGGAUCGCCAAGUCCUCAGCUGGUGCCAAAGGGGAAGGGAUCCUGAUUUCUUCAGAGGCUGCAGAGCUCCUGGACUUCAUUGAUGAGCAGGGACAAGUGCAUGUGAUUCAGAAAUACCUGGAGAAUCCUCUACUUUUAGAGCCAGGGCAUCGCAAGUUUGACAUCAGGAGCUGGGUUCUCGUGGAUCAUCAAUAUAAUAUCUACCUCUACAGAGAGGGUGUCCUGCGGACCUCUUCCGAACCAUAUAACAGUGCUAAUUUCCAGGACAAAACCUGCCACUUGACCAAUCACUGCAUUCAGAAGGAAUAUUCCAAAAACUACGGGCGGUAUGAGGAAGGGAAUGAAAUGUUCUUCGAGGAGUUCAACCAGUAUCUGAUGGAUGCCCUGAACACAACGCUUGAGAAUAGCAUCUUACUGCAAAUCAAACACAUAAUAAGAAGCUGCCUUAUGUGUAUAGAGCCUGCAAUCAGCACGAAGCAUCUUCACUACCAGAGCUUCCAGCUCUUUGGCUUUGACUUCAUGGUGGAUGAGGAGCUGAAGGUCUGGCUAAUAGAAGUCAACGGGGCCCCAGCAUGUGCACAAUCUUUCAGUUUUUUAAGCUGUUUGUGGAUGGAUUCUGAAUGGUCACGCAAAUUCAUACAACACAAUCCUUCAAAUUCUUCACAACCAUGUCCAUGUGCCAGAAGCUGUAUGCAGAGCUCUGCCAAGGAAUUGUGGAUGUAGCCAUCUCCAGCGUUUUCCCCCUCAACGACACUGGGCAGAAGAUGAAUCAAUCAUCAUCGAUCUUCAUCAAGCUGUGAUGACAACACAACUGCCACUGCUGUGAACAGGAGAGACUGCACCCCUCGGGUCAGCACAGCUUGGUGGCUUAUCUCAGUAACAUGCCAAAAAGUGAUAGAGACAGGCUUCAUAUUUUAUGGGAGCCCACAGGGAAAAACAACAAAACAGGCAUCCUCACAGAGCUGUGAUGAGCCAGAGCUGCUCAGAUAACUCUGCCUGCAUUCACCAAAAUCCACUUUAGAAGCAGUUCCUGUGACUUUGAUACCUGAAACAAAUCUCUCUGGGAGUACAACAAAACAACCUUAAAAUGAAACCCCAGCAGGGAUACUGUAAUGCUGUAUUAGCUCCUCCUUUUCUAUAGAGAUAACAUUGGGUUUUUUAAGGGAAUCGAGUGGAGAGAACGAUGGAGUUGUCCUCCUCCUCCCGCUGUGUUUAUUCUUUCCUCACCUACUGCAUCAUUAGUGCCUUAGCUCGGCUCCAAAUAGGUGACUCCUUUCCUUUGUUCCUGCUCUGUUACAUAGAAAGGAGCAAGCUCUCCUGGUGCCUAAAACCAGGAACACCAAGAAGUCAGUUUCCUUAGGUCAUUUUCCAAGCUGGUUGGCUGAACACCCAGGCAAUGGCUGGCAGAAGGGUGCUGAACUGCAGGUGGUGAAUUAACCCAAGCAAGGAAGGCAAUUUUCUUUAUUUAUAGCUAUCCCUUUUCCUAUUGAGAUUUGAAUCAGUGUCUGUCCCAGUCUGAGGCAGUUGGAUUCUGCUUAAAAGAGGUAGAGAGACCCCCUCAAGCUCACUAGCAGGCUGUAGGAUUUCUAGAAUCACCUUUGUGCUGUUUCAAGUAGCAGAAACCUGAUUCCAGUUUCUUCUGAGGCACUGCAGUGAGUUUAGGCUCUUCUCUGAGAUUUCACCUUCCGGAUUUACUUGAGGCUUGAACCUGAAACCUUUCUACCCAAAUCCUGUUUAAUCCAGCCAAUUUUAUUCUCCUCUGUUUGACAAAUACUGCAAUCUUCUGCCCUGAUCACAGUCCACAACUUGAUCCUAGCUAAGAGGAAGGUGGGUGAGAUUUUGUAGACCAGGAGACAGACUCCUGUUUGCUACACAUAUGGGAAAUCAAGUCCUUUGGGGGGAAGGAGAGGUUAAAUUCCUUGAGAUGUCUGAAUUUCAGAGCUAACAUCUACUUCGAGUAUAACGUACAUCCCUGUUACGUUUCCUGCUUUGUGAAGUGUAUCUGAAUUUGCAGUGUGAGCCUAGCACAUCCCUCUGGCAGGGAAAAGAUGGUCAUGGAAAAAAACUGGUUCCUGUUCCCCAUAACAAAGAAACAAGAAGACAUUGUGGAGGUUACAAGCUGCCUGUGUGUAAUGGGAGUGCAUCAAGCAAUGGAAUUUCUGCCUUCCUCAGGAGAACCUGGUGUUUUGGUGUACUCAUCUCUGCUUGUGAUGGAGAUUUCAGAGGUCUUCAUGCAGCAGGCAAUCCUGAUGGGAAGGGCUGGGUGAUAAGCAGGGAGAAGGGCAUGGGGGAAGGUUGGGGGUUUAACUUUACGAUAGCACAGAGGUGUCAGAAUUUCACUGCAGUCUGGGUGAAGUGUGGUGGCAACUCACAGAAUUAAAUGUAGGCUCUUAAGGGUUGUUACUCAGCUUGCAAAGUUCACCACAUCUCCAUUGAUAUUUUCAUGUUCGCUUGGCUGAGCUUAAAAACUGCACGUUUUUUGCCCAGCAGUGGGAAGACCUCAGAGCAAUCGCUCUCAUUAACAGCUGAGCUCUCGUAAACUCCAGGAGAGACAGGAACAGAAAAUUUCCCUCAUCACAAUGACCCAAGAAAUGCUCAUUUUCUGGGAUGCUAGACCCAUCCUUCUCCUCAAAAGGGAAAUUCAGAUAAUGCUUGGUGGUAGAGCCAGAACUACAGACGAUGCAACUAUUCAUAGCCUGCCUUUCCAGCUGGGCUUGGGGGAGGUAGUGUUUCAGGGACACUUGAAUCUUCUGUUUGCUGAAUUUUUCAGAAAUAAGCAACAUCCUCUGGAGGAAAAUGUGUAUUUUCCACCUUCUCUCAAAGUGCCCCCCAAAAUAAAGCACAGAAGGUAAAUGAUAAAGGACAGAGAGCACAGUGCCUAAAGUUUUACCCAAAACACUAGCUAUGAGGUGGAGUAGAGGAUGUGUGUGUGGCUGGGCAUUGCAGCCAUGGGUGCACCUUGCAAGUGAUGCUCACAAGCCCCUGUGAGACUUCCGUUUGUUUCUUUUUUUAGGAAUAUACAACAAUAAAUGUUUUCUAGUUUAUUUCAGCUAAAAGGUCAAUAGAAAAGGUCUUACUCUCUUUCCUGAGCUUUCACCCAGGAUACUGCUGGGUUUCCAGAAGACACCUACCAUAUUGCAGAAUGUCUCUAGUCUUAGUUAUAUCCCUUCAUGUCAUCCAUGAAGAAUUUCUGGCCCAGGUGUUCUGGCUGCGUUGUCCAGCAGGGUCUGGUCCCACUGGACUCUGGGUUUCAGGUAACUCCCAUGUGGCUUGCUCCAUACAAAUUAGUCAUGUUGUGCUUCUGCUGAAAUCUGGUGGCUGCCCACAGUCCAUGGAGAACGCCGGAGAAAUCUGAGAAAGGCUCAAACGCUGAUUUCAUCCAGGUGACUGUGACCAGUGCCCUUCAGGACUGCUUGCAUGUCCCUGCUCCCAGCAUUUCUUGUUCCCCACACGCAGCUCUCUCCCAGGAGAGCAUCGCUGUGCCGUUCAUGAUCAUGCUCCAUGACAGUGUCCGCUGUGGCAGCCCUUGGGAAAGCCUGGUGUUGAGAGGAUGUGGGGCACACGGGGCACUGCCGAGCUGGCCGCCCGUCAGGCUCGGGGUGGUGUGUGCCCGGCUGCUCUCACGCCAGCGUGUGCAUGUGGGGCUGGCGAAUGCCUGAGCUCCCGGCUCUCGGCUGAGCUCGCAUCUAUCCACAUCUCUCCUAAACCAUCAUUAAAACAUGCAAACCCCA
This is a messenger RNA of Poecile atricapillus (Black-capped chickadee), 4362 nucleotides long. RefSeq names its product tubulin tyrosine ligase (gene TTL). Bases 194 to 1354 code for a protein of 386 amino acids. Gene Ontology annotation, biological process: protein modification process. NCBI's taxonomy places the organism in Eukaryota, Metazoa, Chordata, Aves, Passeriformes, Paridae. The transcript has 8 exons. The record is from RefSeq and is a predicted model, not a curated record. Gene Ontology annotation, molecular function: ATP binding.